Notolabrus celidotus (New Zealand spotty) is the source of this 2863-nucleotide messenger RNA. It is a transcript of the gene scdb, whose product is annotated as stearoyl-CoA desaturase b. Gene Ontology annotation, cellular component: endoplasmic reticulum membrane. Gene Ontology annotation, molecular function: palmitoyl-CoA 9-desaturase activity; iron ion binding; stearoyl-CoA 9-desaturase activity. The coding region runs from base 315 to 1337 and encodes 340 amino acids. The record is from RefSeq and is a predicted model, not a curated record. Gene Ontology annotation, biological process: response to fatty acid; unsaturated fatty acid biosynthetic process. The transcript is spliced from 5 exons. NCBI's taxonomy places the organism in Eukaryota, Metazoa, Chordata, Actinopteri, Labriformes, Labridae.
AACAAGUACUGAUAUGCCUCUCGUCACAAAAAAAGGCAUUACCACCAAGAACGCGCCCAUGACGUUGAGAAGAGGGGCACUGGCUUCCAAACGCACCAGUGACAUAACUCUCAGAUUCUUCCACCAGAACAAGAGAGGCACGCGUUUAAGCAUUACGCGAUCUCGGCUCUGCCCUGCUGCUUGUUCACAGCCAGCCGCCGUACUUCCCUCUCGUGUUCGUGCAUCCCCUGCUGUACGCAUUUCACUGAGCAGCAACAUUUCUGCCUUUUUUCCCCUUCUCUGCGCACUGCUGUUACAGAACCACUUCAAGCAACAUGAGCAAAACGGAAACCUGGACUCAACAACACGCAGCCGGGAACGGCGACGUGAAGCAGCUAAACGGAGGCACCGUGGAAGCAACAUCGUCGGUGGAAGAUGUUUUUGACGACACCUACAGAGAAAAAGAUGGUCCCAAACCGCGCAGGGCUUUGGUGUGGAGAAAUAUCAUACUGAUGACCCUCCUACACAUCGGUGCGCUUUACGGACUGGUUCUCUUCCCCUCUAUAUCGCUUUCAACUCUUGCAUGGACUGUAGUGUGCUACCUCUUCAGCGGGCUCGGUGUGACUGCAGGUGUGCACAGAUUAUGGAGCCACAGAUCCUAUAAGGCCUCUUUUCCCCUGCGAGUCUUCCUUGCCCUCGCCAACUCCAUGGCAUUUCAGAAUGACAUAUACGAGUGGGCAAGGGAUCAUCGUGUCCACCACAAGUACUCGGAGACCGACGCAGACCCUCACAAUGCCACGCGGGGGUUCUUCUUCGCCCACAUCGGUUGGCUGCUGGUUCGUAAACAUCCCGACGUCAUCGAGAAGGGCAAAAAGCUGGAGCUGUCAGACCUCAAGGCAGAUAAAGUGGUUAUGUUCCAGAGAAGGCACUACAAGCUCUCUGUGGUGCUCCUCUGCUUCGUCGUGCCCACACUGGUGCCCUGGUACUUCUGGGGGGAGUCCCUGGCUGUGGGCUACUUUGUCCCUGGACUGCUGCGGUACGCCGUGGUUCUCAACGCCUCCUGGCUGGUGAACAGUGCUGCACACAUAUGGGGCAACAGGCCAUAUGACAAGAGCAUUAACCCUAGGGAAAACCCACUGGUCGCUUUCAGUGCCAUAGGUGAAGGCUUCCACAACUAUCACCACACGUUCCCCUUCGACUACGCCGCCAGUGAGUUUGGCUGCAAGCUCAACAUCACCACCGCCUUCAUAGACCUCAUGUGCUUCCUGGGUUUGGCCACGGAACGCAAGAGGGUGUCGAAGGAGAUAGUCCAUGCUCGUGUUCAGCGAACAGGUGACAGCAACUACAAAAGUGGCUGAGUGGCACGACCAUUAAAAACUCCAUUCUAAAACCAACAUGUAAAACCAAGACAGUACGUAGCAUCAGGCAUAGCAGCAUUUCAGAGGUUCAGGAGGAGGGAGGGUCAUUAUCACGCUUUUGAUUAUAAGUUCAACCUCUUCCUGGGACUAAUAUUGGCUUUCUAUAAAUUGUAUGGGUCUUGUUUAAGUUUUGAAGUGUCCUCACCAACAGUUAGCCAUAGCCCACCUACUUGGCUACACGUGUAAGCACAGCUUUUUUUUUUGCCAAAACCGGUACAAAGAGAAUAAAAUAGGUUAAUUGCGAUUUAAGUCCCUCUCUGCAGUAGAACGACAACCAUCAAGUCUGUGUGAGAGGUGUGUAAAAGCAGUAAACACAGAAUAAUCUUCUGUAUGUCUAAUUUGUCAGCGUGCUACUUAUUACGAGUCUUUGGCACUUUAAAGCUUUAUUCAAACCUCUAAACGCUGAGGUUGCUCGACAGGCGAGAUUUAAGGCCUAUGCUCUAACGUCUGUCAGAUGUGCUUUGUUUCAACCUGAUUUUGUCUGUUUUAAGCUACGGUUCUCCUCAUGUUUGGUAAGCUAGUAGACUCACUAAACCAUUAGAUUGCUGUGUUCAAAGUAAACCACCAAGGCAGCACUCUAUAUCAUUGCCCCAGUUUGAGUACACUUUAGACGCUGUAUAGGGUCCUUAGGUUACUCUCACACUCUACCACUGCCUCUGACUGUCCAAGAGGCUCCUCAUGAGGAUGACAUUUUUUGGGUUUAUGCUGAGUAUACCUCUUGUUGAGUGAAGCAGCUGCAUCAUACUUAUCAUAAUCCUUCUGGACUGAAACACAGAAACACACUUCUUAUUCUCAUUCCAAAAAGGAGAGAUUUUUUUCAUAUUAUUAUCUGCAUUUAUUUGAAAAAUACUCGGAUAUCAAGGUCUCCCUCUCCCUCAGAUAGGGCCUUAGAGGCAUGAGCAGGAGGUGUGUUUACCUUUUGUACUGUGCAAUAUUAUGACGUGUCAGGACUUUUGCCUGAAUGCCUUAUGAAGGUUUUGCGCCUGUUUGAGAGAUGAAAAGUGCAAGUUUGGGGGAAAAAAACAAAUUAGGGCUUAAUUUUAUUUCUGUAAUUCUAGUUGUGUGGUCACUGUCUCUAUUUAUCCUGAGCUCAUUUAUUUAAAAUGAAAAAAAAACAGGGACCAUUCAACAAUUCCUGAAGUAAACUAUUGGUUACUGUCAUUUACCUUUUUUUGUAACCGAACACCUUGCUCUUUAAUAUCCAACCUUGCUAUGAUAUCACUAAUCAAACUGUUGUAAUAUGUGUCAAACUCCCUCUUUUACAGAGCAACAAUUUUUUACAGUGUUAACUUCUUGAAGUUUGAACGCCUUAAAAAAUGGCACAUUUUUCGAAAGAAUGUUUUUGCCCGCUGUAUGUACCGUAAAUAAACCAAAUUUUUUACUUGUGACAAAGUAUGCUUUGUUGGUUUUGUUGGAAUUCUGUAAUACUCCUUGUUUGUAUACUGAAUAAAAAUAUGAUCAUACUA